AUGGGUGACCAAAUUGAAAAUAGCCUCCACGCCGCUCUCAAGGCCGGCAAAAUUAACGGUGCUGUACUCUGUGCAACCGACUCUGGGGGUUCUUUUGUCUUCAACAAAGCGUUCGGCAAGCGUACUCUUUUAUCGGGCGAGACGCGACCGCAACAACUCGACGAUGUGCUUUUUUUAGCGUCAGCAACAAAACUGAUCUCCACCAUCGCGGCACUCCAAUGCGUUGAUGACGGAAUUUUGGCUCUCGAUGAUGAUCUUUCUUUUAUCGCACCCGAGCUCGGCGCCAAGCAGAUCCUGACUGGCUUCGCUGAAGAUGGUACAACACCUUUGCUCGAGCCUGCGACUCAACCCAUUACCCUGAAAAUGCUGCUGAUACAUAAUUCUGGCCUUUCUUAUCAUUUUCUGAAUCCAAUCAUCGCUAAGUGGCGUGAGCUUUUCGCUGGUUCCCAAACCGAGCGUCGAACGGUUGAGGAGUUGUUCAGUUAUCCACUCGCUUUCCAGCCCGGUGAUGGAUGGAUGUAUGGCCCUGGACUUGAUUGGGCCGGUCGUGUGGUUGAGCGGGUGACGCGAUGUACGUUGGGAGAACGCAUGCAGCAGAGGAUUUUUGAUCCACUAGGUAUCACCGAUGGCCAGUUCUACCCAGUCAAACGCGAGGACCUACGAGGCCGUCUGGUUGAUCUAAAUCCUGAUGAUCCAGAUGCCCUUGGCCGUGCUGUGCUCGGUGGUGGUGGCGACAUGAAUAAGCGUACCAUUGGUGACUUUGGUGGACAUGGCUAUUUUUUGCCGGGCGCCGAUUUCAUGAAAGUUCUACAUUCUUUACUGGCUAAUGAUGGCAAGCUCCUCAAGGCCGCCACUGUGGACAAUAUGUUUCAAAACCACCUCAAUCCGCAGGCAAUGGCUGGUCACCAGGCUGCGCUAGCAAGCCCAGCGGGUCCCUUUUUUCGUGUGGGAACUGACCCUGGAAUGAAGGUGGGCCAUGGCCUAGGCGGACUAUUGACGCUCGAGAAUAUUGAUGGCUGGUAUGGUGAGCACACACUUACAUGGGGCGGUGGUCUGACAUUUACUUGGUUUAUUGAUCGCCAAAACAAUAUUUGCGGCCUGUGUGCUAUCCAGGCAGCGCUGCCGGUUGAUGUUGAAGUGAUAUCCUCGCUGAAACAAACCUUCCGCCGUGACAUCUACCGAAAGUAUGCCGCGUGGAAGAAUCUGCAAGUUUAA
Molecule: messenger RNA, 1215 nt
Organism: Penicillium longicatenatum
Lineage: Eukaryota; Fungi; Ascomycota; Eurotiomycetes; Eurotiales; Aspergillaceae
Product: serine hydrolase domain-containing protein
Exons: 1
Coding region: 1-1215 (404 amino acids)
Source: RefSeq, a predicted model, not a curated record